GGGUUCCAGUUGCUUUCAUUUACAAAAAUAAACAUAGGUUUACUUCGUUACUAACGCAUUAUAUAUAUAUAUAUUUUUUUUUUUUUUUUACGUUACAUUUUGCCAGUAUGCACUGGCUUCAAUUCGUAGUGCACGGAAACGAUUUUUUAAAAAGCUAAAUUUAUGAACGCAAAGGAAUUCCUACAGUUUUAUUUUUUUGUAUAUAUUUACCACUGUAUGUACAUAUGCACGGAGCUACAAAUGUUCCUGUAGCAGAGCCCAGAGAGGGAAGCAGCCGGGCAGAGAAGUGCGAGCACUCGGAAAGCAGCCGAUGAGGAGCGUGCGGACAGACGAGCGCUGCGGCGGUUGAAAGGGUUGGGAGGUUUCUUGGUUUGUGUUUGAGGUAAAAAAAAAAUAAAUAAUCAGACAAGAAUAAAGAGUUCACUGAAAUGUGAGAAUGGCCAGUUCUUUAAGAGGUGAAGUGUUGAAUCUAUACAAAAAUCUGCUGUACCUUGGAAGGGAGUAUCCCAAAGGAGCAGACUACUUUAGAAGCCGUUUGAAAGCAGCUUUUCUAAAAAAUAAAGAUGUGAAAGAUCCUGAAAAAAUUAAGCAACUAAUUGCACGAGGAGAAUUUGUUAUAAAAGAAUUGGAGGCCUUGUACUUUCUCAGAAAAUACAGAGCUCUGAAACAGCGCUACUACAGUGACGACAAUCAAUAACUGGUAUUAAUGACUUUGCAUGUAACAAUACAAAUCCAUAAAAAUAAACAAUAAAAGAGUUGUAACCUCAGAAGAAAUGAAAUGUAAAUCUUUCCAAUCCAUCUGAAGUACAAAUGAGGACUUUGCUUCCCCUUAAAUAUUCGCCUGAGGGAUUUGGGGGUUGUAUUCUAUGGGCAAUAUUUUUUUCUCAACUACUUUUGACCUGCUUGAGCUAAAUCCUCAUGCAUGAGAAGAAUUUUGCAGGAAGUAGUGAUAAUGUGAUUUGGUUCUGUUUCACUUUGAUACAGAUGUUGAACAGACAGCUCUUCUUACAUUGCCCGAUAGCUGCGUGAUUGAAUGCUGACUCAAGGUGCUACACUUGUCACUUAGAAGAUUAAUCUGGUUUUGAAAGUCUUCCACGUUGAAUGAUUCGUUUCCACCAUAAAUGAGCACCUUGUCAAGAGGAAAGUAAAUUCUUAAAGCUUUUAACUACAGCUGUGUAAUGUGCAGGAGUCAUGUCAGCAGGCUGGCGGAGCUGCUUGCUGUCUUAUUUUGGCAUCAGGAAAGGGGUGAAUUUGAACAAUCAUGGUUUAAGCACUUAAACCCUAAAGACAACUCCUGCUACUACUGUUUCUGAUGUUGUCUAACUAUUGUAGCAGGAAUGUAGAACUUGAUCCUUUCCCCUGGAAGAGGAGUUUGACUGUGGAUGUUUGUUCCAUGGCUAACUCUGUAGACCUUGGCUUGUCUUGGCUGUAGACAAGACAAAUUUGUGCCACAACUGAUGCUCUGCAUGUACGAUGUUUUGGGUCCCCCCUCCUCCAAAGAACUAAAUGUUACUGAAGAUAGGACAGAAAUAAUCUUUGAAAUACAGGCAAGUAAUUACUGCAGUAAAACUAUUGGCAAUAGCAACAGUCCUUACACAUGUAAAUUCCAGAGUGGAAUAAAAAAAAAAAUUAAGGCAAAUUAGACCAUACGCUACCUUGUGAUGAAAUAGAUGUGCUUCGGUUUGUAGCACCACAUUGAUGUAAAAAACAGUCCUUCCACGUCGACCUAACUCUUCUACAGUAUGUUGCAGUUAAACCUGUUCUGAAGGAAUACCUCUGUAUACAAAAUUUAACCAACUCUUCUCAGUAACUGAUAAAAGAUGAUCCAGACACGGUAACAAAGGGCCAGAGUGUAAGUUAUAGAACAGCAGCAGUUUCACGCUUUUUUCCCCCCCAUAGGAGACAAUCGGUACUAAAGAAUGUCUCUCAUAUUUUCUGUAAGUUGAUGGAAGGCAUUUGAUUGAUAGAAGAAAUGUGCACCUGGGACUGAACACAGAGUGGCUCUUCAGAGUAUUUUAAGUUUGUAGACUAAUUCACACAAAGUCUGCUAUUAGACUAAGGAAAACAAGGUCUCUGGCUAUGACUGCAGACGGUGCAGGCCAAGCAGCGCACCCCAGUGAAACGAGAAGCACGAUCUCACCCAAAGCAAAGCUCUGCUCCUCACAGACCACGGAAUGCAAAAGCGGUAGGGACCAGAGGAGAUGGAUGAGUAUGAUAAAGCAUUUUGUCAAAGUGUGGCAGCACCCCUUCCCCAAGGAAGCGAACACCAGCGGGCAAAACCAACAGCUUUGUGACGGGCAACGAGAAGUACAAGAAAUAAACUGAGAACAACUGCCUGAUACAUGCAAUUCAUGGGAUGCUCUGUUACAGACAUGAGGUGCUGAAAUUCUUGGAGAGAAAAAGGAAACUGGGACAGAAACUCACAAUAACUAUUUUUUAUUACAUUACAAUAAAUAGGAGCAGUACAGUUUGACAAAAAAAUGACAAAUUCCAGAUCACCUCACAGCACGUACUCCUAAAAACAUUAAAAAUUUUAAAACAAA
Molecule: messenger RNA, 2543 nt
Organism: Grus americana (Whooping crane)
Lineage: Eukaryota; Metazoa; Chordata; Aves; Gruiformes; Gruidae
Gene: ETFRF1
Product: electron transfer flavoprotein regulatory factor 1
Exons: 3
Coding region: 437-697 (86 amino acids)
Biological process (GO): respiratory electron transport chain
Cellular component (GO): mitochondrion
Source: RefSeq, a predicted model, not a curated record